UAGCGCAAUCCAAACAUGCUGAAGUAACCGUAUUCUUAUUUAGCACCCAAGUUCUCCCUUUCCCUCCAAACGAGUGUGACCGAACUGUGCGGUGGCGAAGGUUGUGGCGGUGAUCGGUAGAGCAGAUAAAGUAUUGCUGUAUGAUGGAGGAAAUCACCUUCGAGUGUGAUCUGAUUCAUUCCAUUUUGAAGCGCUUUUGGACACUGCGAGCCCUUGAGCGUGAAAAUGUUGAAGCUAACGACGCUCCGGACUCCGAGGUAGGAGUUGGAACAUCCAAGAAGAAUCGGUCAACUUCUGCUAAUGCCAAUGCUCUGAAGCUUACUAGUGAACUUCUCCGGAUUUUUAUCACAGAGGCUGUUCAACGUGCUGCUGCUACAGCAGAAGUAGAGGGUGCUAGUCAACUAGAACCUACUCAUUUGGAGAUUAUUCUACCUCAGUUACUUUUAGAUUUCUAAAGAAUUUGAAAUACUUAAAUGUAACUUCUACUUCCCUCCUAUCAUCAAUGUAGUAGAAAGGUAAUUAAUAUUUUUUUGGUGGUCCGAAGCUAUAUCAGAUGCAGCUAAUUCUUUCCAGGGACAUUGAAAAAGAAAAGGGCUGGGGUGAAAACUGUGGAGUACCUUUACUCGUUUCUUUCUAUUGCUCAAGUGUUUUUUAA
Molecule: messenger RNA, 655 nt
Organism: Glycine soja
Lineage: Eukaryota; Viridiplantae; Streptophyta; Magnoliopsida; Fabales; Fabaceae
Product: protein MHF2 homolog
Exons: 6
Coding region: 141-455 (104 amino acids)
Biological process (GO): resolution of meiotic recombination intermediates; replication fork processing; kinetochore assembly
Cellular component (GO): FANCM-MHF complex; Fanconi anaemia nuclear complex
Source: RefSeq, a predicted model, not a curated record